AUGGAGGUCUUUUCCAAAUAUUUCAGGCGCCUUCUCACAGGCAACGCCCCUCAGAUCUUUCCCGGUGUGAAUAAGUCUGUGGAAAAUGCCGGGAACUAUCCUCUCCUGGUACAAGAGAUGCAAAAGGUAUCUCAAGACAUCGAACAGGCCCAGAAAAUCGCGGAGACGGUAGAUACUUCCGAGGGCGAUAUUUUCCGAGAUUUCGACCUUUCGACUUUUCUGGAUCAUUUCAAGCUUGAUCCUAUCUUGAAGGUUUCACUUGCGCUGGCUUUCAAGAUGGCUAACAAGUCGGACUUGCGCGCAAAGGCUGAUGCAAUCCUCUCCAACUCGAUACCUCCAUUCCUCCAAAGCCUCGCCACCCCGUCGGAGAUAACCAAGGACUAUAAGAAUGCUUGUAUCGGAAUGACGAUUGAGCGCUUCAUCCUGUACCCACCGCGCAAUUUCACAGACGAAGUGAAGGCUAAGCUCGUAUAUGCGGCCAAUCUACGCUAUACGAGACUGGGCGUGGAGAUGCCUUUUGAGAUUGCAUCUGCCCUGCAAAUGUUCAAUUUCAUCAACCCGAGAUAUACCCUAGUCCGUCAACUGCACUCAAAGGGGCCGAAAGCAACUUCAAACCCAGACGCUGUGACUGAAGCCAUCAAUUCAGCUGGCUCCGAAUGCUGGAAUGAGGAACAUCUUGCUAGUGCACUGUUAUUCUUGGUUCUGUCUCAAUAUUGGCAGGAAUUUUCCCUGGAAACAUUCCUUGCAGCUGUCAAGUCACAUUACGGUGAAAAACAAAUAAGCUGGCCUCUGAUUUUCCGAAAUUUUGAUCGGGAGGGCUUGAGGCUAGAUGCAAAACAAUUCGCCAAGCUAUAUUCGGCUCUCUUAGCAGCUGCUUCCGAAGACCCAACCUUGGAUGUUCAGAAACUUUGGGGCGGUGAUUGGGAACAUCGUGACACUCAGCUGUCCUUUCUCACAGCUUUCCUUGUCUCUCGAACAGAUGUGUCGCAGAUCCCCAACCUUCGCGCUACUUUCCCUCCAGACUUUUUUGCGGAUGGCCCCGAGCUUGUUCGUUUACAAGGAGAACGUGCAGCAAAAUCACCCCUACGGUCUUUGGAUGCCAUGAGAGCUUUGUUCGACCUCUCCUUGUUCUCUCAGGCCUCCUGGGCGGUCGCCGAGAGCCAACUGCUCAUCAAAGCCAUCGUUCAAUAUGACCUCCCUGUGUUCCUAUGCUCGGCGCUGACCCUUCCACAGCCGUGGACGACCGUUCAGCAAAGCUUCGUCCUCCGGACACUAGUCGUUUUUAUACUAAAGCAAGAGGAAGGAUACCAGUUAGCCCUGCAUGGAGCGUGGCGUCAAGAUAAGCAAUGGGUGGCGGAGCAACUUUUCACUACGUUCACACAAGAUCCGACUUCUACUGCUGCCAUAUACGAGCAUGCUGUCGAAUACAAUUGGCUGGAUUUCCUACUAGGAUACACAAAUGGCCUCGCUAUGGAUCUUGCUUGUUACGCUCACCGUAAGGGACCUUUCGAUCUGGAACAAUGGGUGCGCAAUGCUGCUCAAAAGGGUCCCAUGGAUAUGGGCAGCUUAUUAUCCAAGUUUCUGAGAAUCAAAGCGGAGGAUGAGCUUCAUGUCCAAAGGAAAGAGCAACCCGCGCCUCAAAUGGUCAGCCUUUCUGUGAAGACCGUCUAUACCUUGCUGUCAGUCUUGGAGGAAUACGUCGGUGAUCGUGAGAACCUCACACCGGUGCAACGGAUCUGUAUCCAGACGUAUCCUAGGUUGAUCAACUACGGAGAAGGUUUUGAUGAUAUUAUCGAUGCCAACGGUGAAAACGGAAACUCUUUGCCUGAGACCGUUGACAAGCAAAUGCAGGAGUUGUUCGGCAAGAUGUAUCAUGAAGAGCUGUCCCUGAGAGAAAUUCUCGAGUUGAUGAGACGAUAUAAGUCCUCGCGCGAACCCGCUGAGCAAGAUUUGUUCGCUUGUAUGGUCCACGGACUCAUCGAUGAGUAUCAUUGCUACCAUGAGUAUCCACUGGAAGCUCUCACAAAGACAGCUGUCAUGUUUGGUGGUAUCAUUAACUUCCGACUUGUUGAUGGUAUCACCUUGAAGGUCGGUUUGGGCAUGAUUCUGGAAGCGGUGCGCGAACAUGACAUGCACGACCCGAUGUACAAAUUUGGAGUUGAAGCUAUCGAGCAGUUGAUCAACCGCCUUCCAGAAUGGGCUGGCUUCUGUCAUCUGUUAUUGCAGAUUCCGACUUUGCAAGGCUCUCCAAUCUUUCAAAAAGCCGAAGAGGUGCUUCGCGAACAAGGAAGCCAGGCCCGCGACUCCGAUACUGGCAGACUCGACAAUGCUUCCGCUGGAUCUAUAACUAAUGGUAAUGUUGUAGAUGAGACUACUGCCGCUGAUGGGACAAGUCGCAAAUUCAUUUCUGUACAUGUUGAUCCCCCUCUCCGACCUGAAGUCUACAACGACCCCGACGAGGAUGUUCAGGACAAGAUUCUAUUUGUACUGAACAACGUCUCGGAGCAGAAUAUCGAGGAGAAGCUACAAGAUCUCACCGAUGUUCUUCGGGAUCAACACCACCAAUGGUUUGCUUCGUAUUUGGUAGAAGAACGGGCCAAACUGCAGCCUAAUUUCCAGCAGUUGUAUCUUGAUCUCCUUGAUCGCAUUAAUGAUAGGGUGCUUUGGGCGGAAGUUCUGCGAGAAACAUACGUCAGCGUUUCUAAGCUGCUGAAUUCCGAGGCCACUUUGAAUAAUUCCACCGACCGUGGACACUUGAAGAACCUUGGGUUAUGGCUUGGAUCCUUGACUAUCGCAAAGGAUAAGCCAAUCAAGCACAAAAAUGUUUACUUUAAGGGGCUUCUCUUGGAAGGUUAUGACAGCCAACGCCUGACGAUCGUGAUUCCGUUCACUUGCAAGGUGUUGGUCCAGGCUACCAAGUCUACAGUCUUCAAUCCGCCAAACCCUUGGCUCAUGGAUAUCCUGGCACUUUUGAUGGAGCUUUAUCACUUUGCAGAAUUGAAACUGAAUCUCAAGUUUGAAAUCGAGGUUCUAUGCAAGGACCUUGAUCUUGAUCACAAAGCAAUUGAGCCGUCCGUCAUCAUUCGGGACCGUUCAGCGCACAUUGAGGAUGCGUUGUCGACAGCCAACAUUCCUGAAGGUCUCGAAGCGUUUGAAGACAUGGCACUUAGCAGCAUCAACCAAGGCAUUCGUCACGAAAGGCUAUCACCCGCCGCUAUUAUGUCGACACUGCCAAGCUUAGAUAAGAUCCUUGUCCUGCCGUCGUCCGCAAGCAGCAUGGUUGACCCCAACGUCCUUCGGCAAAUUGUACACAGUUCUGUGGAACGUGCUAUUGCAGAGAUUAUUACGCCUGUGGUAGAACGGUCAGUAACAAUUGCCUCCAUAUCGACAGUUCAAUUGGUGUCAAAGGAUUUCGCUAUGGAGCCCGACGAGGAGAAGGUCCGACAUGCGGCUGGCAUAAUGGUUAGGCAACUUGCUGGUAGCCUGGCCCUUGUCACUUGCAAAGAGCCUCUGAAGGUCAGCAUGACCAACUAUAUCCGUAUGAUCCAGCAGGAGUAUUCGGACCAGCCUAUGCCUGAGGGGCUUAUACUAAUGUGUGUUAAUGAUAACUUGGAUGCCGCCUGCGGCAUUGUGGAGAAGGCAGCAGAAGAAAAGUCGCUUCCAGAAAUCGAAAAGGUCAUUGAGCCGCAGUUGGAAGCCCGUCGCCGUCAUCGUGCGGCCCGGCCUAAUGAACCAUUCAUUGAUCCAUCUAUGAAUCGCUGGGGGCUUUUCAUUCCCGAGCCUUAUCGGCAGGCACCUGGUGGACUCAACAAAGAGCAGCUGGCUAUCUAUGAAGAGUUCGCCCGCCAGUCUCGGGGCCCUGGAACAGCUCAUAUCCCCAAUGUUUCGACAGACUCUGCCCGCAUUCAAGAUGUUCUACAGGAUCCUUAUACCGCCAUACCGAACCUUUCCACACCUGCAGAGCAGCCUGCUGUUCCUCACAGGACACCACAGGCGCAACAGGAUGCCAGAUUGCAGCAGUCUGGGCUCGUAAGUGCACAGUCGCAGCUCAAUGGUUUCCUUGAAGCACAGAGUCCACGCGAGAAGGUUGAGAGCAUCGUUUCCGAUCUUCAACAAGCUGCAAGAAAUGCGUCUGAGGAACGUGUUAGAGACCUCGGAAGAGACAGCGGCGUCCUACAAGAGUACAACCAAGCCUUGCGGGCUAUUCUCGCAUCUCCCAACGGUGAGGAACUGGCGCGGUUGACGUCGCUCAAGAUCUGCACAAGUCUAUUCUCGCAAACUCAAGGCACAUUAGAGAUUGAAGUACUCGUACAUCUUCUUGCCAAGUUGUGUGAUAUGUCGUCUCUAGUAGCACGAUACACCUGGGCGGUCCUAUCGGAAGUUGAUGAUGAGCACAUGUUCAAUGUCCCAGUUACAGUCGCUCUCAUUGAUGCUGGACUUCUGGAUAUUCGUCGCGUCGAUAUGAUAUUGACAAGGCUUAUUCUUCAGAAGAAUACUAGUGCUCUAGAUGUCCUUGCCAAUUUGAUGGACCGUGUUCUUUUCAGCGAAGAGCCUUCCGCCUUGAGGUCUGACUUCUCAGGCAGUCUUGAAGCUAUGAGCCAGUGGCUUGCAGAAGACUCCGGUCUUUCAACUGCCAGUGACAUUAUCAACAAACUGCGCGAGUCUGGGAUUCCCGAAGUUGUUAACCCUCUACUCAGCGAUAAGGCGAGAUCGAAGCGUGAUCAAAUGGAAUACAUCUUCAGCGAAUGGAUCGGAAUUUACAAGGCUCCAGGCGCCAUUGAUCGCACCUAUUAUUCUUUCCUCAAAGAUAUCCAUGAGAGACAAGUCAUGGACAACCAAGAAGAUUCCGCCUUAUUCUUCCGUCUUAGCAUCGAUAUUUCCGUUGCAAUGUUUGAGCAUGAGUCUCAAAAUCCUAAUGGCAGCCUUGAUGAGGCCUACCUCUAUAUCGAUGCCCUCGCAAAACUGGUUGUACUUCUUGUGAAAUUCCAGGGUGAGACGCCAGGAGCUACUAAGACUAGCAAGUCAGUCUACUUCAAUUCGAUCCUGUCAUUGCUGGUGCUCGUCCUCAACCACCAUCAUGUUAUGAGGGGGGAAGCUUUCAACCAGCGCGUCUUCUUCAGGCUCUUCUCGAGUAUCCUUUGCGAAUAUUCCUUGAACGGCCUUCAACAGAGCGAACAACAUCAAGAGAUGAUGUUCGCCUUGGCUAACAUAUUCUUGUCACUCCAACCCAAGUACUGCCCCGCGUUUGUUUACGGAUGGCUAGCGUUGGUCUCGCACAGGUUCUUCAUGUCAGGUAUGUUGAACAUGCCAGAGCGUACAGGCUGGGGCCCUUACUGUGAGAUCAUGCAAGCUCUUCUUGCCUAUAUCGGCGAGCAACUCAAGCCUGCAAAUAUCUCCUAUGUUAUCAAAGACAUGUAUAAGGGCGUGCUUCGCAUCCUAUUGAUCCUGCAUCAUGACUUCCCCGAGUUUGUGGCGGAAAACCAUUUCCAGUUCUGCAAUGUUAUCCCCGCACACUGCGCUCAGCUUCGAAACCUUGUCCUGAGCGCCUAUCCGUCAUCCUUCCACAAACUCCCAGAUCCGUUUAGAGAGGGUCUGAAGGUGGAACGGCUGGAGGAGAUGCGGGAAGCACCAAAGAUCGCUGGUGACACGGCAGCGCCACUCCAGCAGGCCAACAUCAAGAGUGUGGUUGACUCGUCGCUUCAGGGCGGAAAUGCGUCGGAAGCGGCUUUGCAGCAGAUUUGCGAAGCCGUGUACAACCCGACUACCAAAGAGACCGGUCUCUUCUACACGCCAAUCAACGUCAACGUCGUGCUUCUGAACGCAUUAGUGCUCUACAUCGGGCAGAGCGCUGGCUCUGCCAAUGCACCUAAGGGCAACACUCGUGCAGCAUUUGACAAUUUUCCUCAUUCAGCCCUUCUUGAGAGAUUAGCGAAAGCCUUGCGGCCUGAGGCGCGCUAUUACCUUCUGAGCGCGAUGGCGAACCAGCUUCGGUAUCCUAACAGUCACACCUACUUCUUCAGUUUCGCGAUUCUCCGUUUGUUCGGUUCCGACUACUCGGAACAGGAUGAGUCCGACAUUCGCCAGCAGAUUAUUCGGGUGCUACUUGAGCGACUUAUUGUUCAUCGUCCUCAUCCUUGGGGGCUGAUUAUAACUCUGCAGGAACUGCUUCAGAAUCGAAGCUACACCUUUUUCCGUCUUCCCUUUAUCCAGGCGGCGCCUGAGAUCGGACGUUUAUUCGAUGCACUCCUGCAGCACAUUCAACAGCAAAGCCCUAGAGCGUUGGCCUAG
Molecule: messenger RNA, 6288 nt
Organism: Aspergillus oryzae RIB40
Lineage: Eukaryota; Fungi; Ascomycota; Eurotiomycetes; Eurotiales; Aspergillaceae
Product: CCR4-NOT core subunit CDC39
Exons: 3
Coding region: 1-6288 (2095 amino acids)
Biological process (GO): nuclear-transcribed mRNA catabolic process, deadenylation-dependent decay
Cellular component (GO): CCR4-NOT core complex; P-body
Molecular function (GO): molecular adaptor activity
Source: RefSeq, a predicted model, not a curated record